AGGUCAAAUUGGACGCUAUUAGACGCCAACGUAGAGAAGUCGAGGAGGAAGUUCUAUUUGCAGAAAAUGGCGGACGGCGUUGAUAUUGAUUUGUACGCCGACGAUUUGGAACAAGAUUUCGCUCAAGAAGACUUUGGUGGUGAUGGAGUGGACUUGUAUGAUGAUGUGAUUGCUGCUCCACCUGGGGGUGGCAGUGGCGGUGGUGGGGAAAGCAACACAUCUUCUCGUAGUGAAAAUGCCACCAACAAUGAUUCAAGCUCUGGUGCCAAUCACAGUGGUGGCUCUUUCCAUCACAUGGGCAACAAUGUCAAUGCCAGCAUGGGGGGAAGCCGUUACAGGCUUUAUGUGGGAAAUCUCACUUGGUGGACAACAGACCAAGAUAUAACUGAUGCUGUAAUCGCUAUAGGCGUUAACGAUUUCAUUGAGGUAAAGUUCUUUGAGAAUCGUGCUAAUGGCCAGUCCAAGGGGUUUUGUGUGAUCACACUUGGUUCGGAGCAGAGCAUGCGCAUGUGUAUGGACAGAUUACCGAAGAAGGAGCUUCAUGGUCAGUGUCCAAUAGUGACUUACCCCAGCAAGCAAGCCCUCAACCAGUUUGAGUCACAAUCAAAAACAAGGCCAGUACCUCCACCUCAGCAGCAGAAUCAACGUCAGCAACCCCAUCCCAAUCAUGGGCCCCCACCACCACGUAUGAUGAUGGGUCCCCCACAGAUGAGAGGCCGAAUGCCCCCUCCCGGUAUGCCUGGAGGUCCCCCCGGAGGUCCUCGCAUGCCUGGUCCUCACAUGGGUGGACCUCACCAUGGCCCUCCUGGACCACCACCUAAUCACCAGGGUCCACCGGGUUUCCAACACAACAAUUGGAAUGCUCCAAGACAGAGUGGUCCACCAAGGCCUCCGGGCCCACCCCCAGGCCCACCACAACAGAGACCCGGCCCCGGCGGACCACCCCCCGGCAUGCCGUUCCAAGGCCCACCACCAGGUCAGGGUCCACCAAGAGGACCACCUCCUGGUGCCCCCGGUAUCGGACCUGGAGGACCUCCGCCUGAUCAGCGUGGUCCGCCUCCUCGUCCUGACUGGAACCGUCCUCCUGGAAUGCAGCACGUUCCGCCCCCUGGUGCCCCUGGGUUCAACCCCCACCAGAACAUGCAAGGGCCACCACCUGGGCAGCCCCCUCGUGGCCCCCCACCUCCGGCUCAGAUGGGUGGCAUGCCACCUCCUGGACACGGGCCACCACCCCCCGGACCUCAAGGUCCCCCAGCCCCACAUGUGAACCCUGCCUUCUUCCAACAGCAGGGUGGACCUCCACCUCACCAGGCCCAUCCUCAGCCUGGUCCUCCUCCACCAGGCCCCCCUCACGGACCUCCAGGCCACGGGCCUCCUCAUGGCUAUGGACCACCACCCACAUCCAGACCACAGUACGGAGGCCCGCCACCUGUAGAACACAGGCCUGAGCCACCUACCAUCAGUGAUGUGGAGUUCGAGGAGAUCAUGGGCAGGAACCGUACUGUAUCAAGCUCAGCGAUCGCAAGGGCAGUCUCUGAUGCUGCUGCAGGAGAGUAUGCCAGUGCUAUAGAGACGCUGGUGACUGCGAUAUCUCUCAUAAAGCAGUCUAAAGUGGCCAAUGAUGACCGUUGCAAGAUUCUCAUCAGUUCCCUGCAAGAUACUCUGCACGGUGUGGAGACAAAGAGCUAUGGAUCAUCUCGCAGAGAGAGGUCCAGAUCUCGAGAACGUGAUCGGAGCCAUCGCCGCUCCAGGCGAGAACGUUCCCGCUCUCGUGAACACGAUUACCGAGAGAGGAGCCGGGAGCGUGACAGGGAUCGAGAUAGGGAAAGAGAACGUGAACGUGAGAAAGACAGAUACUAUGCUGAGACAUAUGGAAGAGAAAGAUCACGUAGUCGAGACAGGGAGCGAGAAUAUCGUGGCCACAGUCGGGAAGACAGGUACAAUUCCGACAGUACUACCAGAAGAGUGCGUGUGAAGUCUCCUGAACCGGUUGAUGCAGCUUCUGUUGUCAGCUCAAAAUCCAGAAGUUACUAUGACGAUCGGUACCGGGAGAGGGACCGUGACAGGGAACGUGAGCGAGAACGAGAAAGGGAGCGAGAGAGGGAGCCAUCCCGCAGGGACCCAGAACGGGAGAGAGAAAGGGAAAGAGAACGGGAAAGGAGAGAGGAACGAGCAGAAUCCUCUCACAGGACUUCCCGCCACUAAGGAUGUGGGCAUGCACGACUGAUUGUGUAGUCUAUCAGAAUGUUCACGUUAUUCUGCAAGUUUAUAUCUACAUUGGUUAAUGUAAUCAAUUCUUGUGAAAGAGGAUAUUUGUAACCUAGAGUUAGACUUCAUUCCCUUUGACCUCAAUUCAGUUUUUAACUUCGUAAGUGAUGUUAGAAGUUGAUCUUAUAUUAAGUUAGAUACAAUUUAAGUUGACAUGGAUAGUUUCUUGUGUAGAAUUGGAAGUUAUGAUUUCUCGCUUUUUGUUGUCUACCACAUGAGCAAUCAUCCAUAUUUUCUCAGUGUAACCUAGUACAGAGGGGACAGCAUUAUGGCUGUUAUUUUAUUUAUUUUAUAUUAUUUUAGAGAAAAGUAAGGGUGACUACAGAUAAAAAUGUAAUACUCUAUUCAAUUCAUAUAUCGGGCAUAUUGUUCAAUACUUCUAGCAUUGUUCUUUUAUAGCCAUCUUAUAUUUGGUGAAUCUUCCAAACAAUAAAGUCAUUUUGUUCUAUCACUAGAUUGCAAGUUUAGCUUUAAAUUGUACAAUUUAUUGGUUAUAAGAUAUCCAAACUUCAUUUUAUGUACCUAAGAGUAAAUGUAAUGCUUUGUAAAAAUAAACAACAUUUCAAGGUUUAA
Messenger RNA from Homalodisca vitripennis (glassy-winged sharpshooter), 2841 nucleotides. It is a transcript of the gene Cpsf6, whose product is annotated as cleavage and polyadenylation specificity factor subunit 6. The record is from RefSeq and is a predicted model, not a curated record. Gene Ontology annotation, cellular component: mRNA cleavage and polyadenylation specificity factor complex. Gene Ontology annotation, biological process: mRNA alternative polyadenylation. The transcript is spliced from 15 exons. Bases 67 to 2205 code for a protein of 712 amino acids. NCBI's taxonomy places the organism in Eukaryota, Metazoa, Arthropoda, Insecta, Hemiptera, Cicadellidae. Gene Ontology annotation, molecular function: mRNA binding.